Molecule: messenger RNA, 1387 nt
Organism: Megalobrama amblycephala (Wuchang bream)
Lineage: Eukaryota; Metazoa; Chordata; Actinopteri; Cypriniformes; Xenocyprididae
Exons: 10
Coding region: 70-996 (308 amino acids)
Source: RefSeq, a predicted model, not a curated record
GAGAUGUGACGUCCCCACCGCGACUAUCCCCUCCCCCACCCUACCGAUCACACCUGCGGCGAUGACGAGAUGCUCGAGACACGGCGAGGACGACACGACAUGGACGAGGGGAAGGAAGGUGAAACUAGUUUCAAAUCAUCUAUGGAUGAAAGCUCUGGAUGCACAGAUGGUCCUGAAAAGAAGACAAAGGUUCAGAGCCAUCACUUGAGUCGGCUCCAGAAACUUAGAGAGCAUCACAAAUCAUGUGAAGAGCGAUACAUGAAGGCGUACACAAAAACUUUAAAUGAUGAAGGGGAAAAGACUUUACAUCUAUAUCAGAGCAUGAAAAGAAGGAAAGUACAUCAGUGCUCCGAUGAUAGUGAUGGUACCGUGACCCUUGACCCUACUCCAGACACGGACACGAGUGUACCUGAGCUCAGAAGAACUGACAGUGUAGUCUACUAUCGGCUACCUGAAGGUACAUUACAGCUGGCCAAGAUAGGUAAAAUUCUUAUGGCCAUGGAACGAGGACAGCUAUCUGAAUUCAAAGGAAGGAAUCUCGAUGAGAUCCAGAUUGAUCCACAAGAAAGAGUACUGAUGGACAGUGAUCAUUCAGACUCUGAGAACAAGAAAGGAAUUACUGAAAAUGAUGCUUCAGAUUCACCUUCAAAUUCAGCAGACAAAUCAAAGAAGUCCACUGCUGGAGUUGGACAACACAAAAAUCAACAACCUCCAAAAGGCAAGAAUGAUAAAAAACUGCAGUUGAAUGACAAGGACUUGGAGGGACCACACACAACAGAGAGAUCUUCACAAAACUCAUGGAGAAAGUGGUCUACAGAGGAGAUUGAGGCUGUGGAGAAGACUCUGAUGGACUGCAUCAGGUCAGGAAAGGUUCCUGGGAAAGCUCAGUGUAUGGAGUGCAUUGAAAGCUCCCCAGCAGCACUUCAAGGGAGAAGUUGGGAAGGGGUGAAAUUUUAUGUUAAGAAUCGUAUUGAUUCCUUAAAGCAAAAAAUGUAACACAAAAGGUGAAAGGGCCAUUAUCUAGAUGUCUUUCCCACUAUGUUUUUGAAGGCAACAAGUUCAUGUUGGUUUCUUAAAGCAAAAAAUGUAAAAGCAAAGGUGGAAGGGCCUUUACCUAGAUGUUUUUUCCUGUUUAUUGAAGGCAACAUGUUCAAAAUGUGUUUGCUUGCAAAACAAAUUUCACUAUGUUAAUAGAGCUUUCAAGUUAACACACUGACAAGUUAAAUAAGUGUUUAAGAGAAUGAAGAAGUCAGUUUUGUGUUGAUUCACAAAGACAGUGUUAAUAUGAACAAUUGCUGAAAUUGCACAUUUUUAUUUAUAUGCAGCCUGUUGCAUAUUGUGCAAGUAGUAUUGAAUAUUGAAUAAAAGAAGUGAUGCAUUUGAUCUA